AUGGCCGAACUGGCCAGCAUGUCGCGUCUCAUAACAGGUAUUGCAGGGGGCAUCGAGACUGUGUCCUGCUUCUCGGCCAAGGGACCCCGUGUCCUCCACGCUGGCCCCGAUGUCCAGGGGCCGUUUCCGGGGCUGGACCCCCAGAUGGGGUCUCUGCUGGUGCUGCUGCUGCUGCUGCCGCUCCCGGGCGCUGCCCUUGGCCUCUCCGCCUCCAGGCCCAACUUCGUGCUGCUGAUGGCGGACGACUUUGGCAUCGGGGAUCCCGGCUGCUACGGAAACAAGACCCUGAGGACCCCCAACAUCGACCGGUUGGCGGAAGAGGGAGCCAAGCUCACCCAGCACCUGGCCGCGUCGCCCCUGUGCACGCCAAGGAAGUGGCAUCUGGGGACCAGCUGCCACAACAAGACCGACUUCUGCCACCACCCUCUAAGCCACGGCUUCGACUACUUCUACGGGCUCCCGGUGACCAACCUGCGGGACUGCAAGCCCGGGGAGGGCAGCGUGUUUACCACGGGCAUCCGGCUGCUGGUCUUCAUCCCGCUGCAGGUGCUGGGCAUCACGCUGCUCACGCUGGCCAUGGUCAACUGCCUGGGGCUGGUGCACGUGCCGCGCCCGGUCUUCGCGUGCCUGCUCUUCCUCGCCGCCCUCAUCCCCUGCCUGCAGCUCUGUUUCCUGCACUACUUCCGGCCCCUCAACUGCUUCCUCAUGCGGAACCACGACAUCACGCAGCAGCCCGUCUCCUACGAGAACCUCACGCAGCGGCUGACGGCGGACGCCAUCCAGUUCGUCCGGCGCAGCGCCCAGAGGCCCUUCCUGCUGGUGCUGUCCUAUCUGCACGUGCACACGGCCCUCUUCGCCUCCCGGGACUUCGCCGGCCGCAGCCAUCACGGGCCGUACGGGGACGCGGCCGAGGAGAUGGACUGGAGCCUGGGUAGGUGGCCGCCGCCCUGCGUGUCGGCUUCGCUCCUGACACCGCUCCGGCCCCAACCGGGGGCCCCCGGAUAUGGUAACACAGAAGGUGUUGGGGAGGAUGAAAUGGGAGCUGGGGAUGAGGAUGAAGAUGGGGAUGCAGAGGAAGACAGCAGAGAAGAGAAUGGCAUUGGUGGUGAUGACGACACGGAAGAACACGGUGAUGGUGAUGCAGGUGAUGACGAGGAAGAAGACGGUGGUGAUGAUGGUGAUGGCGAUGAAGACGAUGGUGGUGAAGAGGACCGGGAAAUGUGGUUGUGA
Molecule: messenger RNA, 1230 nt
Organism: Condylura cristata (star-nosed mole)
Lineage: Eukaryota; Metazoa; Chordata; Mammalia; Eulipotyphla; Talpidae
Product: arylsulfatase D-like
Exons: 7
Coding region: 1-1230 (409 amino acids)
Molecular function (GO): arylsulfatase activity
Source: RefSeq, a predicted model, not a curated record